UGAGUUUAUAUAAAGCCCAUAUUUCUCAGGAGCUCCGCUUUCUCUUCUAUCGCUCUACCAACAAACACACUGCAUUGUGAGUUUGUGCCAUGUGCUAUUUUACCUCCACUAAAUGCCCUUAAUACUGAGAUCGGAAAUGAGAAUGCUCUAAUCCAGUGUGCUAUGAUGUGACGUCCCUGGUCCGUUGCCCCCAAGCUUUUCACAGCUUCCCCUCCCCUCCACCCCUCCCCUACACACACAUCCCCUGGAUGCAGCACGUCGGCCCUUUGCUCUGUUAAUCCAGUGAACACUCACUAUGAUCUGCCUGUAUUCUCUGCUCUGCUCUUGAGCUCUGAUGAUCCAACAAAUGAAUGACAGGACACCUCACUCUGAGAAGACACCAACAUUCUGUCCAGGAUUAUAACACUGCUGUGAACGUCAUCAGAUCAGAGCCCAUUAAUUGUAUGCUGGGGCUCCACUGGACUCAGUUGGGCCAGUUGAGUAUGAGGUCCCAUGCCUGCACCGUGACUUUCCUCCUGCCUGUUGCUCUUUACCUCUAUCUGGCCCCUGUGUGUUGGGCUGCUGCACUCCCUAGCUCCUGUGGUGUCAUCUACAAGAGCUUUGCUCAGUGUCUCCUCACUCUGGGGGACAGUCUGGGUGACACACAGAAAGAGCAGAGCACACAGGACAUUGACACAGUCUGCAGAUCAUGGGAUGCAUUCCAUGUGUGUGCGAAUGCGGCACUUGCCGGUUGUCCUGGAGACGCAGCGGCUGUGUGGGAGUCUCUGAGGCAAGAGUCCAGGAAGACACAGUUUUCUGGAAACCUUUAUGACAUGUGUGCCAGCCGCACCACACUGGCACCCAAUACAGUGCCCGUGCCACCCUCCCAGAGCCCACCAGCAUCAGACCAGACCAAUCAAGAAACUCUAAAAGGGUACACACUUCACCUUGGACCUGCCUACACCACGCUUUUGCUCUCAGCAUGCAUCUCUCUACUGUUCCUGCUCAGGAUGUAGCCUUGGCCUCCCUCAGACUGCUAUAGGUUCUCUGUGAGCCUUGUGUUUUACUGGACUGAGCAUAAAAUGAACCAACACACACCGGUAAAAAAAAACUCACUCCAACACAUACGCAAGCACACAUCCCCUCACUCCAAAAAGCAUACCUCCUCCAACACACAUACACACACAGGCAUGUACAUGUACACACACAAACACACACACAGAAACGCAAGAAAGCACUCCCAAGCGUUAUGGACGUCAUUUUUAUGCAUAUUAUGUAAAAUAACGUUUCCAUGUCAACCUCUCUGUGCAAUUUUCUGUAUACCACCGAUCAGUGAUAAGAGGGAAGUACUGACAUUACUGAUAGAGGUGCUCUAUAAUCUACACAUUAUGUGAACUCUGUUUUUAUAUGUGACAUGUGGGGCAACUAUUUUUCUGUCUUAUUGGAUCAUGUUGUCAGGCAUGGUUUGUCUGAUAGAAAUAACAUCUAUGUAAAAUAUUCUGUAACAAGUGUUGUUUUUGUGCUCAAUGGUGGAUCUAUUCAUAAUUAUUUAAGAGAUAAAUACCUCACAUGCAACUUGUAAAUAAGACUAAGCAAUUAGCCCAUUAAAUGAAUUAUCUGACUUCAUAAGAUAAAUAACAAUAUGCAAGAGACUACAGUUAUACUAUGUGCAAUCAAGUAUUAUGCUGACUAAUAUCAAGGAAUUGUCACGAGAAGCAAAUAUCAAAGCAAGUAUUACUGAAUAACUUUAUAAAAUGAAUGGAUUCACAUACAAGACAUAAAGCUUAAGCUAAAGCAUUAACAAGCAUUAUUCUAGGCAUGGUCAGAGAGAGAGACAAAGACACCAUAGCUUGAGCCAUGGCACAUAGCUCAUGGGAGAAAGUAAGAAAGAAAGACAGAGUAUCUCACCACAGCAGUUCAGGAACAAAAAAUUGAAAAAAAGAAUCUAAGACCUUUUAUAACGUCUGAGUUGUUUGGAUUCAGAAUCUGAGUUGUUGACCAAUAGUAUUACUGUAAAAUUAGAUAUCAGAUAUCAGACCUACGGAACCUCUGCUACCCAGAGGUGUGACAACGGGGGUUGGUGAGAUCAACAGAGAAUACUAAAUUCCUAAGACAACACAGAGGAAUCCUUGCACAGUUGAUAAGUCACUUUGGGGGCGGGCCCGCCCUACACCUGUAUACACUUUCGUGUUUUUAUAUGAGCUAUAAAAGAGUUCACCUGUAAAAUGUAUUUUACUCAGCCACCACCUGACUAAAUCCCUAUAUUCCCCAAUCAUUGAUUCGUGCAUUGCCUGUGUGGGCACUGGGCAUGGAAUAGCCACCACACACAGUGUGCCUGUGGACUUAAUAUGUAAUGAUUCAUCAUAAUGUAAAAAUGAUAUCAGAAGCUGCACUUCACUUAGAUACAUGUUUGUUUUCAUAGUUUCAUGUGAGAUUGCUCAGAGCAGUUGCUUUAAGGGGUGCAUGCUUUGUUUCAUUCAAUUGUAAAAUGUGAAAUCAGACACACAGCUGAUUAAUCCAGACAGUUAGAUUUGUAAUAAAAUAUAUUAACA
This is a messenger RNA of Salmo salar (Atlantic salmon), 2531 nucleotides long. NCBI's taxonomy places the organism in Eukaryota, Metazoa, Chordata, Actinopteri, Salmoniformes, Salmonidae. The record is from RefSeq and is a predicted model, not a curated record.